Messenger RNA from Durusdinium trenchii, 369 nucleotides. The record is from the annotation of a GenBank genome assembly. NCBI's taxonomy places the organism in Eukaryota, Dinophyceae, Suessiales, Symbiodiniaceae.
AUGACCAGCUUCGGUGAUGAUGGCAUGCCCACCAUGGAGACGAUCGAGCCAUGCGAGAGAAAGCGAUUGGAAGGUGCCAUGGAUCGGCUUCGGAGAGCCUGGCUGAAGCCCAGCAAGCAGGUGUGGCACAAGAUCGACGCCGAGUGGCGCGAGAGAGGUAUCGCACGGUCCAUCCCGGAGGGAUUUGAGCGCUUCCCAUCCUCCUUGCUUCACCUGCAGCCCCCACCAGCGCCGCCCACGCCUGCACGUCCAACACCUCUCAGCACGGCGGCGACGGCUCGUGCCAGCGUGUGGCCGGCUGCUAAGGUCUCAGAGACUCGAAGUGCCAAAGAAAAACCGCCCGUAAGGCCGGCAUGGCCUCGAAAGUAG